Messenger RNA from Alternaria metachromatica, 279 nucleotides. RefSeq lists its product as uncharacterized. NCBI's taxonomy places the organism in Eukaryota, Fungi, Ascomycota, Dothideomycetes, Pleosporales, Pleosporaceae. Bases 1 to 279 code for a protein of 92 amino acids. The transcript is spliced from 2 exons. The record is from RefSeq and is a predicted model, not a curated record.
AUGGCAACAGAAGCGCAAUUAAACUGGAGAUACAACCCACCAGAGGCUGAGCUUCCUGAUCUCAAACGCGCCUCAGACAUUAUGAUGGCGUUUUGGCUUCGCGGCAACUUCGACCCUAAAAAUCUCAAGUACUAUCUCGUUUUCAACAUCCAGAACAAGAAGACUGUCGCCCUCAUCAGCAGAAUGUUGAAGAAUCACGAUCUUAGUGAGGUACCGUACUGGCCCGGUGUUGUAGCCAACAUGUACGAUGAGGAAGGCCCGGCGUUACUUGGUGAGUAG